Molecule: messenger RNA, 1010 nt
Organism: Betta splendens (Siamese fighting fish)
Lineage: Eukaryota; Metazoa; Chordata; Actinopteri; Anabantiformes; Osphronemidae
Gene: lenep
Product: lens epithelial protein
Exons: 1
Coding region: 367-564 (65 amino acids)
Biological process (GO): multicellular organism development
Source: RefSeq, a predicted model, not a curated record
CUGUCACACACUGUCCUGAACGGAGCUACUGGAACUCUCCUGUUAUUGAACAGAUGAGGGGCUGUCAGAAAGGGGCCGUGUCGGGAUUAUUAGACCUGUGUGGCAGGGUAUUUUACAACAGAGCGGAACAAAGCCCAGCAAAGGUAAACAAGGUCAGCGGAUGUUUGAAAGCAGGGAAGAGUCUAGAGAAAGCAGGAUGUGCUGCCUUUGGUGGUUUGUACAGGAGGUUAUAAGUAGCAGAGCCAACUGUGCCAGGAGCACAGCGCAGACCUCAGCUGUUGAAUGAGCUCAGCUCAGUCUGGUUUCUCAGACCUCAGCGCCUGACGCCUCUCAUCACCUCCACCGCUCCCUGUCCUCGCUGGAGCUAUGCAUCCCCAGCGUCCUCUUCCCCAGGCCAUGCCUGCCUCCUCCUCCCUGGGACAGCACCUGAGGGACGUGGCCAUGGGUUUGGGCCGAGGCAAGAACUUCCUGGGAGGAAACUUUACCUAUGGUUUUAUCCAGUCAGUCAAGGAGUGCCUCUAUUUCCUCCUCUGCUGCUGGUGCAUCAAGGAGAUCCUGGACUGAUAGACUGGGAGAGGGUGGAUCAAGUGGUCAGACAUUGAUUUUGCUGGUUUCUCCUUUGGCUUCUAUAGUGUAAUUUUACCCAGCUUUUAUUUCAUCAGAAGUGGAGUGUUUGAUCAGCAGUGCUGGCAAAAACAUGGGCAAGUAUUAGUCUCAACCCAUAUGACAACACAGUCCCACCUGAAUACGUAGCAAAAGAAAACCACCACCAGUAUUUGACACCUAUUUUGGCAAAGGAUUUACUAUUUGCAUGAUUAUUUAAGAAAUUAAAAGUUUUAUUUUUGUUUUUCAGGAUCUAUAAGACGCUCAUUUUGGCCACCACAUUUCCAGACACUACAGGCUGGUCCAAAUUUUUGUUCUGAUCUGAGAUCAGAGGAACGGCACCACUGAUGUUUACUGUACUACGCAAACAGGAGUGGCUAUGAAUAAAAGGAAUAAUAGAAAUUGAA